Messenger RNA from Mugil cephalus (flathead mullet), 5225 nucleotides. It is a transcript of the gene bbs9, whose product is annotated as Bardet-Biedl syndrome 9. The record is from RefSeq and is a predicted model, not a curated record. Lineage: Eukaryota; Metazoa; Chordata; Actinopteri; Mugiliformes; Mugilidae. Bases 136 to 3114 code for a protein of 992 amino acids. Gene Ontology annotation, biological process: cilium assembly. The transcript is spliced from 23 exons. Gene Ontology annotation, cellular component: BBSome; membrane.
CUCCGUUGAGCGUCAGUGCCAUGACAACAGGACGAUGGCUGCAAGCAAGAGGGGGAGAAAUGUGAUGUUUGCAUGAACCCGGAGCAACGAACGGUGGGCUUUUACGGACUAAGUAAUUUUUUAUAAGGAGGCGGCAUGUCUCUGUUCAAGGCCCGUGAUUGGUGGUCAACAGCACUUGGCGAGGGCGAGGAGUUUGACCAGGGGUGCCUGUGUGUCGGAGACGUGGACAACAGUGGCACUGGACAUGACAAAGUUGUGGUGGGCAGCUACAUGGGAAUGCUGCGGAUCUUUUCGCCACAUGCCAGUAAGUCCAGUGAGGGAGGUCCGGCUGACCCCCAGCUCCUAGAAGUUCAGCUUCAAAAUGCCAUCAUUCAGAUUGAAGUUGGCAAGUUUGUCUCGUGUUCAGAGCUUCUUCACCUGGCUGUCCUUCAUCCCAGGAAGCUGUCGGUCUACUCUGUUUCAGGGACUGCAGGAAAUGUGGAGCAUGGCAACCAGUACCAGCUAAAGUUGGUCUAUGAGCACAACCUGCAAAGAACAGCCUGCAACAUGACUUAUGGCACCUUUGGAGGAGUCACAGGUCACCAUUCCCUGUGUAUCCAGUCUAUGGAUGGGAUGCUGAUGUUCUUCGAGCAGGAUAGCUACUCCUUCGGCAGGUUCCUCCCUGGUUUUCUGCUGCCCGGCCCACUGACCUACAACCCCAGAACAGACAGCUUCCUCACCGUGUCGUCGGCACGCCAGCUGGAGAGCUACAAGUAUGAGACUCUGGCUGUGGCAACCGAUGCAGAGAGUCGACAAGAUCCUGACUUGCCUCUCAAGACUGGAGGAAAGAGGCUGACGCCUGAGUGGACCUUUGUCCUGGGAGAACAAGCUCUGGACCUCUCUUUGCCCUCCUUCUCCCACUCCUCUGCCUCCAUAUUUGUUCUGGGUGAGAGGAACCUCUACUGUCUCCGUGACAAUGGACAGAUUCGCUUCAUGAAGAAGCUAGAGUUCAACCCCAGCUGCUUUUUGCCCUACACCUCAGUGACAGAUGGCACCACAAACCUGUUGCUAGGCAACCACACCAACAUGCUGCUGGUUUACCAGGACGUGACUCUGAAGUGGGCAGCCCAGCUCUCCUUUGUGCCUGUGGCUGUUCGUGUCGCCAACUUCCCGGAUCUGAAGGGAGUUGUGGUCAGUCUGAGUUCAGAUGGUCAUCUCAUGUGUUCAUACAUGGGCACUGACCCAUCCUUCUUCUCCACUCCCAAAGUGGAUGCCAGGGAGGCUGAUUAUGAGCAGGUGGAGGCUGAGAUGAAGAAACUCCAGAAGUUCAUCCGAGAGGCCACCAGGACUCAGGACAUACUGCCCAAAGCUGACACUGAGGAGGACCUUUGCAUUACAAUUACUGUGUCCUCUAGCAUGGACAACCCUUCGCAAGCUGUUAUCCAAGACAUUGGUGGUCUGCCUGUCCCUUCAGUGACCGUACAGGUGAAGGUGAAGGCCAGUUGUGUUGUGCAGUCCUCCAAGCUGACCAUUGGCGUCCAGCCUCCUCUGGCCGUCACUCAGGACCAGUUUGUUCUGGAGCCCAUGGGCGUUGGUUCAUCCACAGUUGUGGCGUUUUCAGCUUUUGUCAAUGGCCGGUACCCCCCUGCUGAUUUGAACGGAGACAUCACUGUGUCCUACAGCUCACCAACAGAGCUUAAUCCCAAAGGAGUUCCCAGGGUUCUCCAGUCCAGGUUCAGUCUUCCUCUGGCAUUGGUCUGCAUACCAUCAUCUCCAGCUAAAGCCACUAAGUUUAAAAUCACAGUGGACACCAACCAGCCACCAGUUGACCUCAGUUCUAUGUUCAAAGAGUUUUCAGCAAAAUCUGAAGAUAAGGAUGGGAACAGUUUGGCUUUCCAGUUUCUGUCAGGAGCCAAGGUUACCGUGUUGGCCUCCAAGACCUCCCAACGUUACCGUAUCCAGAGUGACAGCUUUGAGGACAUGUGGUUGGUGGUGAAGGAGCUGGUUCAGAGGUUUGACCAGCAUUUCUCCAAACUGGGAAUCAAGGACUUCAAGAAAAUUUUCAGUGGACCACUCCCCCUCCAGGAGUACUUCCUGUCUGUAGACCAUCACUUCCAGCUGCGUGUCAGUGCUCAGCAGUAUCAGGACCUGCUGUCGGAGCGAGCGGUCCAGUUCAGAGCCAUCCAGCGCCGCCUGCUGACUCGAUUCAAGGACAAAACCCCAGCACCACUGCAGAACCUGGACACACUGCUGGACGCCACUUACGGCCAGGUGAUGGCCCUGGCUGAGGCUGCGGAGGAGAACCGGGCGCUGCUGGAUGAGGCGUUUGUCCGUCUGCGGAGCGCCACACACCUGCUUGUGUUGCUGCUGUCACUGUGGCAAGGCCUGACCCCAGAUCAGACUGCCAUCCUAGAGGCCACGCUGCUGCCGCUGCUGCAGGACACGCCACAGCUGGGCUGGGAAGAGAGCUGUGACGCUGCUGUCUCUCACCUCCUGCGCAGCUGCUUGUCGCGGAGCCCCAAGGACCAGGCAACAUCUCUGGCCCAGACUGGAGGCCCUGUGCUGGGCCUCCCCCGUGACACUACCCGCCUCAAGAAGCACAUCACCUUGCUUUGUGAUCGCAUCGGCAAGGGAGGCCGUCUCACCCUGGCAUCUGAGGCCAAUGUCCCGGUCCCUGCCCAGGUCCACAAUCUGGCUGCUCCCGGAGGUGUUGAGCCUAUAGCAGAGGUGGCUGGUGAUGGGGAAGAGAUGGAGCUUCCACAAGAAGCAACAAAGUUCAUCAAGAAGAAACAGCCAUCUAAGAAAGUCAAGAAGGAAAAAGACAAAGAGAAGAAAGAUGCGUCCAGGACAUCCUCAGAGGUGGCUGUAAAAGAAGAAGCAGAGGAACCUGUCAAGGAGGCAAAAAAGGAGAAGAAGGAGUCGUCCAAGGAAAAGAAGGAGUCAAAGAAGGAUUCGAGCAACGAACCAAAGGAGGAGUCAAAGAAGGAGUCAAAGAAGGAAUCAUCUUCCUCUAAGGAGAAGAAGGAAUCCUCAAAGGAGAAGAAAGACAAGGACUCAGGGGAAAAGAAAGUGUCCAGGAAGUCAUCUGUAAAAGUGAAAGAGAAGAAGAAGGAGCCAGAGGCUGGAGAGGGCUAACAGGAGCUGUGCAAUAAGCUCACGUGAUAUGCAUACAGACACAUUCAAAAAAAAGUACAGAUAAAAGACAAGAUACAUGUCUAAAGGUCAUAUACAUGUAAAUAGUUUACAUGUAAACACAAACAAGGCCAUGUAAUCUAACCCUGCACAGAUACACAUUCUCAUAUGCACUCUAAAUAUAUAUAUUUAUAUGUAAAUAUACUCAGUCAAGGUCACAUUUUUCAGGCGCAGAGCAAUUUCCUCCUAGACGCAUAUUUACAGUACAUCUCCUGGUAAUAGCUGAUCCUCACACACGCACGUACACAGGCUGCUGAACCACACCACAUCCAGUAGUUUUGGUGUGUGUGCUGGGCGACUGUGGUGAGGUCUGAGCCCACGGAGAGUGAGGACCAAGGCAAGAUCCUCGUCCUCGUUCUCAGACGUUUUCGCUGACUCUCCGCUUCCUCCUCGUCUUCUUCGUCCUGCCUCAGCAGCAGUUGAACCCACAGAUCUGCACCUCCCUAAUCCCAGUCAGGCCCCAAACCACCCCUCCGCCCACGCGCACUUGUGGAUGUGACGUCGGACACGCCCUCUCGCCCCCUCGCGUGGCACCAGUCCCCGCCGGAGCCUCCUCCGCCUGUCCGCUAAGAAUAAAUUGCCCGUCGAGUCCAGCCACCCUGCUGCUUCCGGGUAAGUCAAGGCCACAUCCUACAGCCACCACCGCUGCUGCCGCUGCCCCCUCUGACCUCCUCCUGUGAUUUUCUGGGACACUCAAGGACAUGUGGCGGCUGAUGGACACAUACCCGUUGCUGUGGGGUCAAACCUGAGACUGUUUUUAUGUGAUGAAAACCAAUAGGGCGUUCCUGGAAAAGUAGGAGGCAAUCAAGAGUUUAACACCCCGUCCUUUUUGCUCAUGUGCAAGACCGUGAUGAAAGGGAGUCUAGUUUAAACAGCGCCAUACAACUAUACUAUCGUAAGAGGAGCAAUAGAGGAAGAAUAAAGUCUUUCACCAGCAAAUACAUACACAUGGAGAUUUUAGUAUAAACUGCACACAGUACUAAAUUAUGUUUAUAGAAUUAAAUUAGAGUAAUGAAACAUAUUUUGUAUGUGAUUCAAGCUGCUUAGACGCAGCUGACAUUGGAAGGGUGUACAAGAAGGGAGUUUCCAAAGCUACUGAACAAGAAGUUCUCACAGGGCUCAGAGGUACCUUUAAAUAUUACAAACAAAAGUCUAUUUAAAAAAAGUUUAUGCUGCAUUUUUCAAAUUCCACUAUGUGUAUGUGUUGUGGGGGUAAAGGAAGAAGACAAAAAUCUCAGAAUCUGGGCUCUUCAAACCAAAAUUGGCUGCGUGUUUAGAAACCAGGAGAGCUAAAUGAGGGGAAAAAGACAAUAAAAGAGAUAUUCAGAGAGUAUGUGCUGCUUUUGGACACACACACACAGCUUUGAGCUGUAUUUCUGCCAGAAUUAAAACUCGUAUUCUUCAGCCAUAGAUGCUAUGCCAGGUUCACCAACAACAAUCCAAGCAGCUCUGCGCUACACUUCAUUUCCAUGUGUCCAUGUGUCCAGUGUCAGCCACUCUGUCCACUGGGAAACUUAUCUUUUAGCCUGUAUUGUGUAACAGAUUGUGUAACAGAUUGCCGUGCUGGUCAAGACUUCUGCUGAAGUUAAUUCACAAAAACUAGACAUAGUUUUGCUGUAUUUCUGUUUGUUUGUUUUUUAGUUUUUUAAAAAAUGUGAAUAUUUGGGACUUUGAACCAGCAUCAGCUCAUCCACGCCAAGAAGGAUAGAUAGACGAUGGAUAGAAGUCUGUGAUGUUACAGAGGUUUCCAGUGGACACAAGGUACUACAUGUUACUGUUUCAGAAUAUUUUAAAUGUUUGUAAUAUAGAGUAGGUUUUGUAAAUGUUGUGUUAGUAAUUCAGGUGUUCCAGGCUCCUGUUCUGAGUCUGCUUUUAUAGCCACAAGUCAUUCCCAAAGGAGAGUUCAGCACUUCAGAAUAACUGACAACUUUGUCUUUAGCGUGCAGUCUGUAGAAGGUCCCCAUCCAUCUGAAUGAAAUAAACCAUAUUUAUGAAAUAUUUAGUAAUAAAAGUAUUCUACUCUGAGUAAUAAAAGAUUUUCUGUUUCUAAUUAA